UACUUUCAAACUUCCUCUGCCGCAUAUGGUGUAAGACUCAAAGGCUUGCCAAGAGCCAAGCUGGCAUAAAAAAAAACCAAUAAACUCCAUAAACUGUUCAACAUUAUAAGCGUAUUAAACAAGGCCAAUGAAAGUCAACGAUAGUGGAAAGUGCACAUAUAAAUAUCGCAGGAGGAGAAGAGUGCCAUAAAAAGUCAAGGAGAAAAAGAAUAAGGAUUAACUAUCUUCAGCCGCAGCUGUUGCCGUUGCCGAUACUUCUUCUCCCAUAAUAAGAAAAUCAACUGAAGCCAAAAAAAAAAAAGAAAAACGGAGCAACAUAAAAGCAAAACAAAAUCAAGGCAAAAUUAAGAAGGACGCUAUCGAGCAAUAAAAGCAAUGCAAAAUGUAAUCUUCAAUGAAAAUGCAUCCCACAAGAUUAUGGAUGAUAAUGUCGUAACUUAUUACCCAGAGGUUAAGCAGCCGAGGAAAAGUUCAGCAAGCGUAGAGGCCCAUGCCACAUGUCAUCGAAUGCUGGUCAAGCAUAAUAGCAAUCUCAUCAUCGCUGGCAAUACUAAUUGCCAUAAUACGAACUUUAAGAGCCGCACAGCCUCGCAAAAGUACUCACAUUUGUUGAUACGUGCCAUAACAGCAGCGGCCACUGUUGCCACCAGUGUUGCUGUGGCAGCUGCCACAACUACAACCACCACCUCUGCUUCUUCCACAGUCUCAUCGCCCACAUUUCCAUCAGCCACGGACAACUUGUCCGGCAUGUCAUCGAUGUUGGCCCAAGAGCGACUUAAGUUUGUGUACGAAAAUUCAAUUGCAACCCAAACAUUGGAUGAGAGCAUCAUUAAUAACACCCUGAUAUUUGGUUCAUCAUAUAUGGGUUCCUUAUCUUCGGCAGCCACAUCGUAUACUUUGCUAAAUGACUCUUGGGUUAAUGGCUCAUCUGCAUUAUUCACCUCCUCGUCUGCUUCUCCAUCACCCACAUCGAUAAUUGAGGGCGUUAAUUUCACAUCGACUGCGGGAUCCGAUGAUUGGUCCCACUUCAAUGAUCUCAUUUUGUCGUGGCAAGGUGUCUGCCUGAUUGCCGUUUUCUGUGUCUUAAUUGUGAUCACCAUCAUUGGCAAUACGUUGGUCAUAAUGGCCGUUAUAACGACGCGGCGCCUUAAAACGGUAACCAAUUGUUUUGUCAUGAGUCUGGCCGUGGCGGAUUUUCUGGUGGGCAUAUUUGUGAUGCCACCAGCAGUGGCUGUCCAUUUGAUAGGUUCUUGGAAACUGGGAUGGAUUUUAUGCGAUAUUUGGAUAUCAUUGGAUGUUCUUUUGUGUACAGCCUCUAUACUAAGUUUAUGUGCCAUCAGUGUGGAUCGAUAUUUAGCUGUCACACGGCCCCUAACGUAUUCCCGCAAACGGCGUUCCAAACGUUUGGCCCUCAUCAUGAUACUCAUCGUAUGGGUUUUGGCUCUGGCCAUUACCUGUCCGCCCAUAUUAGGCUGGUAUGAACCGGGACGUCGUGAUUUGAAUGAAUGUCGCUACAACCAAAACGAAGGAUAUGUGAUAUUCUCGGCCAUGGGCUCCUUUUUCAUACCCAUGGCAGUGAUGAUAUAUGUGUAUGCCAGAAUUUCAUGUGUGGUAGCAGCUAGGCAUGAUAAUAUGACCGAUAUUAGUAUACAUAAUAUUAAGAAAUUCAAACGCUACACCUCAGCCGAUGUUGACAAUGAGCUAGAUCCCGAUAUCUCUGAAUUGGAUUUGAGCUCGGGCCAAAGGAAACAACAAGCCGCACGCACUCUCUCCAAUCAGACCUUGGCCAAGGAGUUACAAGAAAUUAUGGCCGCCGAAAAUGAAGUCCCAACCAAUGCCACUCAAUGCCAUUCACUGUUGGCCACACCAGGCACCAUCGUCUCGCCCGUCUCGAAUGCCAAGAAUGGCUGUUACGAACUAACACGGGCCACCUCAUUGCGUCGAACACCCACUGCCUCUUCGAAUAUGACCAUAAUGACCACUACCACCGGUACUGGAACGGCAACAGCAAGUACAAAUGCGGAAAAUCCCUGGACAUUUUCCGCCAUCAAUACCCCAAGCACCACCAUCAGUAGCACAAAUAUUUCCUCACAUCACCAUCAUCAUCAUCAUGGGUCAUCACACUAUCAGCAGCACUCGCAUCCCAAUAAAAAUAUGCGCACCCACAGUGUGAGACAUCAGCACUAUAUGAGUGCCCCACCCGCCACUCUAAUGGCUGUUACCGCGGACGCCCUGACGCCUGGCAACAGUGUGGCCACUUCCAUAUUGCGUCAGCACUCCAGCCAACCCACAACGCACAGCACCCCAAUGGCCGGCCAGUCAACGCGUAUCACCCAACAUCAUGGCCAUGGUAGUGCACAUCAUUAUGGCAAAUCAUCCUCGAAUCGCAUCACUUCCCUGAAGAAGGAGAACAAAACCACUCAAACGUUGAGUAUUGUUGUGGGCGGCUUCAUUGCCUGUUGGCUGCCAUUUUUUGUCUACUAUUUGAUUACACCAUUCCUGGAGGAGCACCAGGUCAGUCGGACACUGGCCAAGGGACUCACUUGGCUGGGAUGGUGCAAUAGUGCCAUAAACCCCUUCAUCUAUGCAUUUUACAGUGUCGAUUUUCGUGCCGCCUUUUGGCGUUUGACAUGUAAACGCUUCUUUUCCGCUUCCUCCAAACCGCAGUUUCAAACCAACACAAUGUCGAUACGACGAUAGUUAAGAGCACCCAUCUAUGAUUAAGUGUUUUAGGCAAAAUGAUAAAAUGAAAAAAAAAACAUCUACAAUUAGUUGUAAAAAUUGAAAAAAAAAUAAAAGUCAAAGUUAAAAAAUUGGAAAUAUAUCUUAAGCAGAACUUUAA
This is a messenger RNA of Stomoxys calcitrans (stable fly), 2842 nucleotides long. RefSeq names its product octopamine receptor. Gene Ontology annotation, molecular function: G protein-coupled receptor activity. The record is from RefSeq and is a predicted model, not a curated record. Bases 376 to 2700 code for a protein of 774 amino acids. Gene Ontology annotation, biological process: adenylate cyclase-activating adrenergic receptor signaling pathway. Gene Ontology annotation, cellular component: membrane. The transcript has 5 exons. NCBI's taxonomy places the organism in Eukaryota, Metazoa, Arthropoda, Insecta, Diptera, Muscidae.